AUGGGUGAUACGAUGACUUUUACUGCUGAAACUGCAAGAGCUGCACUUGAAGGAAUUUUGACUGCUUUAGAAAGUGAAGAAGCUUCUCAGAAGAUAAAUGAAGCUAAAGCCAAUGCAAGCAAUGAUAUGUUAAAGGUUAUGCAGUAUGUAUUUCCUUUGGUGGUACAGGUUGAAAUGGAUGUUAUUAAAAAAUUUUGGUUUACUGAUAACAGAGAAGGAAUUAUACAAUUCACCCAAAUGAUAGUUGCUCUAGAAAAAGAAGAUGAUGUUAUAGCAGACUUACAUACUCAGAUUAGGGCACAUUACUUGCCUCCAGUUAAUAUAGCAACAGAUGUUAGUCUUUGA
Nezara viridula (southern green stink bug) is the source of this 345-nucleotide messenger RNA. NCBI's taxonomy places the organism in Eukaryota, Metazoa, Arthropoda, Insecta, Hemiptera, Pentatomidae. The record is from the annotation of a GenBank genome assembly.